GGAGAAGCCCACAGUAUGGGUCUUCAGGUGUUUGUACCUUUUUGUCAUUGGAAUUGGUUGCUAUUGCUAGUGGCCUUCAACUUUUCUGAAGCAACUUCUGAUUUGAACAAAUCCACAAGUUCCACUGAUAUUCAGUUUGCUGUUAUGAGCUCAGAGCUAGAUGAGAAGAUAACUGUUUUUGUACUGGAUUAUGACAACGUGCAAAUUCCUUAUGAAGUCACCCUCUGGAUACUUUUAGCAUCCCUUGCAAAAAUAGGCUUCCACCUUUACCACAGACUGCCAGGUCUCAUGCCAGAAAGCUGUCUUCUCAUCAUUGUUGGGGCUCUGGUGGGUGCCAUCAUUUUUGGCACCAACCACAAAUCACCUCCGGUCAUGGAUUCGAGCAUCUAUUUUUUGUAUCUCCUUCCGCCCAUUGUCCUGGAAGGCGGUUACUUCCUGCCCACCCGGCCCUUCUUUGAGAACAUCGGCUCCAUCCUCUGGUGGGCGGGCCUGGGUGCAUUGAUCAAUGCCUUCGGCAUUGGCCUUUCCCUCUACCUCAUCUGCCAGAUCAAGGCCUUCGGCCUCAGUGACAUCAACCUGCUUCAGAACCUGCUAUUUGGUAGCCUGAUCUCGGCAGUGGAUCCCGUGGCUGUGCUCGCUGUGUUUGAGGAGGCACGAGUGAAUGAGGCACUGUACAUGAUGAUCUUCGGGGAGGCUCUUCUCAAUGACGGCAUUAGUGUGGUUUUAUACAAUAUAUUAAUUGCCUUCACAAAGAUGCAUACAUUUGAAAACAUAGAGACUGUUGACAUUUUGGCUGGAUGUGCCCGAUUCAUUAUUGUGGGCGUUGGGGGAGUAUUUUUUGGCAUUAUUUUUGGAUUCAUUUCUGCAUUUAUCACACGUUUCACUCAGAAUAUCUCUGCAAUUGAGCCGCUCAUCGUCUUCAUGUUCAGCUAUUUGUCUUACUUAGCUGCUGAGACCCUCUACCUCUCUGGCAUUCUGGCAAUCACGGCCUGUGCAAUGACAAUGAAAAAGUAUGUAGAAGAAAACAUUUCCCAGACAUCCUACACGACUAUCAAGUAUUUCAUGAAGAUGCUGAGCAGUGUCAGCGAGACGCUGAUUUUCAUUUUCAUGGGUGUGUCCACAGUUGGGAAGAACCACGAGUGGAACUGGGCUUUUGUUUGCUUCACGCUGGCCUUUUGCCAGAUCUGGAGAGCUAUCAGUGUAUUUGUUCUCUUCUAUGUCAGUAACCAGUUUCGGACUUUCCCAUUCUCCAUCAAGGACCAGUGUAUAGUUUUCUACAGUGGCGUUCGAGGAGCUGGAAGUUUUUCACUUGCGUUUUUGCUUCCUCUGUCUCUUUUUCCUAGGAAGAAAAUGUUUAUCACAGCUACUCUAGUAGUUAUAUAUUUUACUGUAUUUAUUCAGGGAAUCACCAUUGGCCCUCUGGUCAGGUACCUGGAUGUUAAAAAAACCAAUAAAAAAGAAUCCAUCAAUGAAGAGCUUCACAUUCGUCUGAUGGAUCACCUGAAGGCUGGAAUUGAAGAUGUGUGUGGGCAAUGGAGCCACUACCAAGUGAGAGACAAGUUUAAGAAGUUUGAUCAUCGAUAUUUACGGAAAAUCCUAAUCCGAAAGAACCUGCCAAAAUCAAGCAUUGUUUCUUUGUACAAGAAGCUGGAAAUAAAACAAGCUCUUGAGAUGGUAGAGACUGGUAUCCUAAAUUCUGCAGGCCUUUCCAUAUCCCAUCAGACCCAGAGGAUGCAAGGAAUCAAAAGGCUUUCCCCUGAAGAUGUGGAGGCCAUGAGAAACAUUCUGACAUGCAACAUGUACCAAGUUCGACAGAGGACACUGCCCUACAACAAAUACAACCUCAGACCUGAAACAAUUGAGAACGAGGUUAAAGAGAUCCUGCUUCGUCGCCAGAACACCUUCCAGGAGAGCAUGAGGAAAGGCCACAGCCUGCCAUGGGGAAAGCCGGCUGGUGCCAAAAACAUCCGCUAUCUGUCUUUUCCAUAUAGCAAUCCUCAGCCUGCAAGAAGAGGCAGGAGGGCCGCUGAUUUCAGAGAUAAGGGCAGCAAUAAUUCAGAAUUCUCCUUUGAUGUGUUCACUGCAUACUUUCAAGCAAGUUUUCUUCAAGAAAAACAACUGACAAAAGAAAUAAUCCCAGUGAAAAGUUCAAACAAAGGAGGGAAGCCAUCCAACUUUGUUUAUCAAAGAAGUACAAGCCAAGAAGAGCAUGUUGGUGGAGGCAGAAGGGCAGCCUUAAGACCCAAACCAUUGUUUCAUGCAGAAGAUGACUACUAUGAAUCUGGAGAGGAGAGUGGGGAAGAAGUCACAGCAAUUGGGUCCAGAUGGUCAGCGGAGCACAGACGCAGAAGGGAACACCAUAGGUCCCGCAGUCCUUUGCUCCAAAGAAAAUAG
Molecule: messenger RNA, 2394 nt
Organism: Pteronotus mesoamericanus
Lineage: Eukaryota; Metazoa; Chordata; Mammalia; Chiroptera; Mormoopidae
Gene: SLC9A4
Product: solute carrier family 9 member A4
Exons: 12
Coding region: 16-2394 (792 amino acids)
Biological process (GO): regulation of intracellular pH; potassium ion transmembrane transport; sodium ion import across plasma membrane
Cellular component (GO): plasma membrane
Molecular function (GO): potassium:proton antiporter activity; sodium:proton antiporter activity
Source: RefSeq, a predicted model, not a curated record